Xylaria bambusicola is the source of this 1342-nucleotide messenger RNA. Its product is annotated as GPR1/FUN34/yaaH family-domain-containing protein. Gene Ontology annotation, cellular component: plasma membrane. The coding region runs from base 307 to 1122 and encodes 271 amino acids. The record is from RefSeq and is a predicted model, not a curated record. Gene Ontology annotation, molecular function: acetate transmembrane transporter activity. The transcript has 5 exons. NCBI's taxonomy places the organism in Eukaryota, Fungi, Ascomycota, Sordariomycetes, Xylariales, Xylariaceae.
AGACAGUCGAAACCUAUCGGGCCAAUGGAGCUGUUGAAAUACUUUAUUAGAUCUAUUACUUCUGAAACUCUUCAAAUUAACCAAUGUCAGUUUAGCUCGAUACCCCGCAAGAAUCUAGAUUACAUUUCCCCAGAGUACACUAAGGAGUCAGAAGUCCGGGGUUCUGUCCGGGGUUCCGCCGCUGCUUCGAACAAGGGGGGGGGAAUUCUACUAUAUGUUCAAGAUGCCUGUGAUCCUAAACUUCGUUCCUGGCAGGUCACGUUUGUUAUUUUAUUGAUCUUCUAACCUAUUACCACUUGAAACACUAUGUCUGACCGAGACUUCAAGAUCGAGAGCGAGCAUCGUGACGAGAUGCUAGAGCGUGUUAAAACAACAGGCGCCAUCUCCAUGCCCCCCGAGCUUUUUGAGCAACUCUACCUGGCGCCUAAAAACCACGUCAGUGGACAACUCCGUCAUACCUUUGGUAACCCGACACCUAUAGCUUUGAGUGGGUUCCUACUGUGCUCGACGCCCCUCUCCAUGAUCUUACUUGAGUGGCAAGGGGCAGGCGGAUUCGGUGGUGGCGCAAAUGUCGGCUCAUACUUUUUCCUUGGUGGUCUUCUCGUCCUUCUUGGAGGAAUUGGCGAGUGGAUUCUGGGCAAUACCUUUCCAGCUACUGUGUUCUUGACAUUCGGAGGCUUCUGGCUUACCUUCGGUGCCACUAUUGUACCUGGAUAUGGAGCUUACGCCCUCUACUCGACAUCUGGGGUUGCUGCGCAAGGGUUGGAUGAGGCGCAGUUUUACGCAACAUUUUCCUUCUUCUUGGUGGCUAUGACGUUGCUUUCUGCCGUAUAUACAGUUGCAAGCAUACGGACGAAUGUUGUGCUUUUCGUACUCUUACUCCUCCUCAUCCCAACGUUUGCGUGUCUCUCGGGUUCAUUCUUCGCCGUGGCACAGGGUCUUCCUAUGAAGGCGCAGAAAUUACAGCAUGUUGGAGCUGGGCUGUUGCUUGUAGUCUCCCUUCUAGGUUGGUACAUCUUCGUGGCAUUGAUCCUUUCAUGUGUUGAGUUCCCGUUCAUGUUACCUCUUGGCGAUCUGUCAACUGUCAUUCCCCCACGGAAGGAUGAAAGUCGAAAACAGUGAUGAUGAUUACAAUCGCAAGAAUGUUACAAAGAUAGAGUAAGCCAGCAAGGUAGGAUAGUUGGGGCUUGGAAUUGAUUGAUCACGCCUUGGAUAACUACUGGAGGAGAUAGUUGAGUCCAAGGCUGAUAAAGUUGACUGCAAUAAUUAGCUUGCUUGUUCCCAUUCUCUUCCUGUAUUCUUAACAUAGUGUAUUUGUCGGACAGAAGUAGAAAUAUAUACC